AUGGUCCGCCGGCUCCCGUGGACCCAUCCGCACCUCAAAGUCGGCCACGCCGUCCAAGAAAAAGCAACGCCCACGGCAGCAGCCACCGCCGGUACUCCGACUGCCAUCAGAAGCAACACCAUCCCCCAUCUGUUUGCAAAGAUGGUCUCCCGAACACCCCGCGGCGGCCGGCGGCUCACGUACAACAGCAACUACAGCCGCGGAAGCGGAGGCGGAAGCGGAAGCAGAACGUACACCCCAAAAAGCAACCGACACACCGCCGGCGACGCGGGCUCCUCCCCGUCGCCCCCUCCGUCGCAGAAGAGGCGCCUCGACGGGCUCUACCUGGAGGGGAACUGGUACUGCAACUGCACGCCGCGGCAGCAGGCCUCGCACUUCCAGGUGAAGAAGAAGAACGCAAACCACGGGCGGUUCUUUUACAAGUGCGAGAAGAGAAGGGGCGGGUGUAACUUCUUUCUCUGGGAGGAGGAUGCGAAGAACAGGGCCGAGGGGACCACGUUGACGCUGCCGCCGGUGCCGACGGAUGGCGCGCCGGCUGCCGGGACGACCCCGACGACGCAGGUUCCGACGCCGCGUACGGCUUCAGUCGUCAAGAUCGGCGCUUGGCCUACGACCGCGGCGCCCCCAACUGUCAUGGAAGCGCCGCCGUCGCCUUCGGCGCAGAGGAGCGCUGCCAGGCAGAAGUUCCUGGACACCUACUUCUCGGCCCGGCCCACGCAAGCUCCCAUCGAGGCACACGGUCCGCCAGGCGACGGUGGGACCGGGGCACCGUCCCGCACCGCCAAGAGGAAGAGGGUGCUGUUCGACUUCGACUCCGACGGCGGCGAGGACGAGUACGGGCUGGGAGACGUGUCGUCGGACGAGGAGAGGGCGAUGAACGAGGCCAUGGAGCGUAGCGCGAAGAAGCUCCGCGAGGUGGCGCCGCCGAUGCCAUCUACGCCCGCAGCGCAGCGUGUGGUGCGGGACGCGGCGCUUCCCACGCCGCAGACGGUCACCCGGACGCUCUUUCCCGACGCCAAGCGCCGGAAACCCGACGACGCUGGGAGGGCUGCCGGCCGUUUCCCCGGCGCGUCCUCGGCGAUCGUGGGCGCAGGGCCGUCCCCGUCGCCCCCGGCGUCGACGCCGUCCAAGGAAGAGGAACAGCUCGACCCGACCGAGGAGGUGUUGGCCUUGCUGGCGGGGCAGAAGGUCGACGACGCGGCGGCGCGGGGCGUCAGGGACGUGCUGCGGCGGUUCUCGAUGAAGGCCAAAGGGCUGGCCAAGGGGCGGGAGACGGUGCGGGCGGCGUUGAAGGCCAAGGACGAGAGGAUCGCGGAGCUGCAGGAGCGGGUGGCGAGCUUGGAGGCGCGGAACCGGGUGCAGAGGGAGGAGAUUGCGGAUUUCAAGGCGGGCAUGAUGGAUUUGUACUCGAAGCACUGA
Messenger RNA from Colletotrichum spaethianum, 1419 nucleotides. RefSeq lists its product as uncharacterized. Gene Ontology annotation, molecular function: zinc ion binding. Bases 1 to 1419 code for a protein of 472 amino acids. The record is from RefSeq and is a predicted model, not a curated record. The transcript has a single exon. NCBI's taxonomy places the organism in Eukaryota, Fungi, Ascomycota, Sordariomycetes, Glomerellales, Glomerellaceae.